CCGGGCUCGCGCUGCAGCGGCGGCGGCGUUAGGGAAGGAGGAGGAAGCGGAGGAUGGCGGCGGAGCGACACCUCUGAAGUGAAGGAUGCGAGCUCUUGUGCCCCGUUUCGUCCCCGUUCCGAUCCCCACGAGAGAGUUUCUACAGUCCAGACGAGCAUGAGGGUCCCCGCCUCCUCCAUCGCGUCCCGUCUCCCUCGCGUCACCGAGUGUUAAUGGAAACAGGAGCGCUUGGGUGUUUCUCACCCGUGUUGUCCUCACACGUGUGCACCAGUAUGUACGGAUGCGCUGAAGUAUAGCAGUGAUCGCUGAUAUAUAUUUUUUAAAUAUAUAUAUAUAUAUUUUUUUAUUGGAGUUCUGAGCGAGAGAAGCGAAGGACAGAGAGAGACAGAGACAAACGGUCUCAUGCUGCGUCAGGCCGAAGUGCUUUCACCAUGAGCAGCGCUUUAGGCAAAGACAAAGACUGCAAAGACAAGGAGGCCAAAGCGCUCACGGGUAAGGAGCGCGACAAGGAGCCCAAGGCGCUCGCCGGCCUGGGGAAGGAGGGCAAGGAGCCCAAAACCAAAGGGAAAGAUGCCAAAGAUGGGAAGAAGGACGCGGGCGGGGCGCCGCCCGCCGUGGCGUUCUCCGUGGACAACACGAUAAAGCGGCCGAACCCGGCAACGGGCACGCGCAAGAAGUCGAGCAACGCCGAGGUGGCCAAGGAGCUGGUGAAGUGCCGCGACGAGAACUCGACCCGCCUGGACCUGUCCAAGCGCUCCAUCCACCUGCUCCCGUCGUCCAUCAAGGAGCUGACGCUGCUCACCGAGCUCUACCUGUACAGCAACAAGCUGCAGAGCCUCCCGGCCGAGCUGGGCUGCCUCUCCAGCCUGGUGACGCUGGCCCUCAGCGAGAACUCGCUCACCAGCCUGCCGGACUCGCUGGACAACCUAAAGAGGCUACGCAUGCUCGACCUGCGGCACAACAAGCUGCGCGAGAUCCCGGCCGUGGUGUACCGCCUCGCCUCGCUCACCACGCUCUACCUGCGCUUCAACCGCAUCACCGCCGUCGAGAAGGACAUCCGCAACCUGAGCAAGCUCACCAUGCUGAGCAUCCGCGAGAACAAGAUCAAACAGCUGCCCGCUGAGAUCGGAGAGCUGUGUAACUUGAUCACUCUGGACGUGGCCCACAAUCAGCUGGAGCACCUCCCUAAAGAGAUCGGCAACUGCACGCAGAUCACCAACCUGGACCUACAGCACAACGAGCUCCUGGACCUACCCGAGACUAUCGGCAACCUGUCGAGUAUAAACCGCCUGGGUUUACGGUACAACAGGCUGUCGGCGAUCCCCCGGUCGUUAGCCAAGUGCCGAGAGCUGGAAGAGUUAAACCUGGAGAACAACAACAUCUCGGUGCUGCCUGAGGGUCUGCUCUCCAGCCUAGUGAACCUGACCAGCCUGACGCUCGCACGCAACUGUUUCCAGUCGUACCCGGUGGGCGGGCCGUCGCAGUUCUCCACCAUCUACUCGCUGAACAUGGAGCACAACCGCAUCAACAAGAUCCCCUUCGGCAUCUUCUCCCGCGCCAAAGUCCUCAGCAAGCUCAACAUGAAGGACAACCAAUUGACGUCGCUGCCGCUGGACUUCGGAACAUGGACCAGCAUGGUGGAGCUGAACCUGGCAACAAACCAGCUGACUAAAAUCCCAGAGGACAUCUGCGGCCUCGCGUCGCUCGAGGUCCUCAUAUUGUCCAACAACCUACUGAAGAAGUUACCUCACGGCAUCGGGAACCUGCGGAAGCUGCGCGAGCUCGACCUCGAGGAGAACAAGCUGGAGUCGCUCCCGAACGAGAUCGCCUACCUGAAAGACCUACAAAAACUCGUGUUGACCAAUAAUCAGCUGACCACGCUGCCGAGAGGGAUCGGUCACCUGACCAACCUGACUCACCUGGGACUGGGAGAGAAUCUCCUGCAGCACCUGCCCGAGGAGAUCGGCACUCUGGAGAACCUGGAGGAGCUGUACCUAAACGACAACCCCAACCUUCACGGGCUGCCCUUCGAGCUGGCGCUGUGCAGCAAGCUGUCCAUCAUGAGCAUCGAGAACUGCCCCCUGAGCCAGCUCCCUCCGCAGAUCGUCGCAGGCGGCCCGUCCUUCAUCAUCCAGUUCCUCAAGAUGCAGGGUCCGUACCGUGCCAUGGUCUGAUCCCUGCAACACCAACCAACGAACGAACGAACGAACAAACACAGACUAGUCCAUGUGCGGUUUCAAGACGUCAAAUACAAAAGGAGAGAGAGAGAGAAAGCGAGGGCACGAUGACGAUUAUCCCUUUCAUAAACCAGAUUAGGACGCAGUCACGGUUCUUGUGAUGUCAUCGAACACACAACCAAGAACUAAUAAUAAUAAUAAUAAUACUCAUGUUCUGCUUCACUGAGAGAGAGAGAGAGAGAGAGAGAGAAAUAAUGAGGCUGAUUAUUCAGAAUCAGUUUCAGUCCAUGCAGACGUUUUUAACCGAACGGACCAAUCGUAACGUCCGACAGGAAGGACGAGAGCAUUUAAUACGACGCCAGGUCGGAUCUGGACGUGUCGCUAAAUCAGCUUGGUGUCCCGGCGCUCCGGAGCCGCGUUGCCAAAUCCUCUUCAUCGUUUUUACACCAGUUGUAUGCAAAAACACGUUUAUUUCUAAUCGUUCAUUUCAUCGUUUGCUGCUGCUGCUGCUGCCAUAACCAUUUAUUUUUGUUUAUUUGUUUUUUUUUUUGGUGUUUUUUUUAAGAUUCUGUUUCUCUUAAUAUACUCCCUGUCUAUUAUUAUUAUUAUUAUUAUUAUUAUUAUUAUUUUUGAAAACGGUCCCCAUGGUUUCGUUUUUGUACAGAGGUUGUUGGGUAAGUGCGAACAAGUUGUGUAGUUGUGAAACCUUUUUUUUUUUUUUUUUUUAUAUAGCUAUAUACAUAUAUAAACAUAUAUAUAGAUAUAUACAAACACACACACACAUAUUGAAAUUGUGCCUAUCCAGCAUGAAUGGCUGGUUUGUUUUCUGACCGUAAUUUCUUUC
This is a messenger RNA of Clarias gariepinus (North African catfish), 3021 nucleotides long. RefSeq names its product SHOC2 leucine rich repeat scaffold protein (gene shoc2). The record is from RefSeq and is a predicted model, not a curated record. Lineage: Eukaryota; Metazoa; Chordata; Actinopteri; Siluriformes; Clariidae. Gene Ontology annotation, molecular function: protein binding. The coding region runs from base 432 to 2174 and encodes 580 amino acids. The transcript has 9 exons.